AUGGGGCUGCCGCCGCUCCUCCGCCUGCCGCUGCUGCUGCUCCUGCUCGUCCGGAUGCACCGCGCCGGCCCAGGGGCCAAGCCGUGCGACGACAGGCAGUUCCAGUGCCGGAACGAGCGCUGCAUCCCCGCCGUCUGGAAGUGCGACGAGGACGACGACUGCCUGGACAACAGCGACGAGGAGGACUGCCCCAAGAAGAUUUGCACGGAGACAGACUUCGUCUGCAGGAAUGGCCACUGCAUCCCCAGCCGGUGGAAGUGCGAUGGGGAGGAGGAGUGUCCCGAUGGCUCUGAUGAGUCCGACCCCGCCUGCGCCAAGCAAGUGUGUCCAGCUGAGAAACUGAGCUGCGGCGGAAGCCACAACAAGUGCAUCCCGGCCUCGUGGCGGUGCGACGGCGAGAAGGACUGUGAGAACGGGGUGGACGAGGCCGGCUGCUCGGCCGCCUGCAGCCCCGGCCAGUUCCAGUGCAGCAACCGCAGCUGCAUCGCCAGCGUGUUCGUGUGCGACGGGGACGACGACUGCGGCGACGGCAGCGACGAGCGCAGCUGCCCGGGCCGCACCUGCGGCCCCCGCGAGUUCCGUUGCAACAACAGCGCCUGCAUCCCCGAGCACUGGCUCUGCGACCGCCAGUUUGACUGCGAGGACCAUUCGGACGAGGCGGCCGAGCGCUGCGGGGUCCCGGCGGGCACCCUCGCCCCCGCCACCUGCGCCAGCCACGAGUUCCCCUGCGCCAGCGGCCAGUGCAUCCUCCUCAGCUGGCAGUGCGACGGCGACGAGGACUGCAAGGACAAGUCCGACGAAGUCAACUGCCCGCUGCGGACCUGCCGCCCGGAUGAGUUCCUCUGCGGGGACGGGAGCUGCGUGCCCAGGGCCAAACGCUGCAAUCAGGAGCGCGACUGCCCCGACGCCAGCGACGAGGCCGCCUGCCUGAAGGAGUCUGUGUGCGCCCGGCCCACCGACUUCCAGUGUAGGAGCGGCGAGUGCAUCGACGGCGGCCGAGUGUGCGACACGCACGGGGACUGCCGAGACUGGUCCGACGAGCCCAUGAAAGAGUGCGGAUUGAACGAGUGCUCCCUCAACAACGGAGGCUGUUCCCACAUCUGCAAAGACAUGCGCAUCGGCUACACCUGCGAAUGCCCGCCCGGCUACCAGCUGCUGGACAAGAAGACGUGCGGAGACAUCGACGAGUGUGAGAGCCCGGACGCCUGCAGCCAGAUCUGCAUCAACUACAAGGGGGACUACAAGUGCGAAUGCCACGAGGGCUACGAGAUGGACACCCUGACCAAGACCUGCAAAGCCGUCGGCAAGAGCCCCUCCCUGAUCUUCACCAACCGCCACGAGGUCCGCAAGAUCGACCUGGUGAAGCGGGACCACUCCCGCCUCAUCCCCGUGCUCAAGAACGUGGUGGCCCUGGACGUUCAGGUGGCCACCAACAGAAUCUACUGGUGUGACCUCUUCUACCGCAAGAUGUACAGCGCCUACAUCGAUAAAGCCGGUGACCCUGCAGAGCACGUGGUCUUGAUCGACAGCCAGCUGCACUCCCCCGAGGGCCUGGCCGUGGACUGGAUCCACAAGAACAUCUACUGGACGGACUCCGGCAACAAAACCAUCUCCGUGGCCACGGCCGACGGGAGCAGAAGGAAAACCCUCUUCGGCAGCGGCCUGAGCGAGCCCAGGGCCAUCGCCGUGGACCCGAUCCGGGGGUACAUGUACUGGUCCGACUGGGGAGACGAAGCCAAGAUCGAAAAGUCGGGGCUCAACGGGGCGGACCGGCAGGUGCUGGUGUCGGACAACAUCGCGUGGCCCAACGGCAUCGCCCUGGAUCUGCUGAGCCAGCGUCUCUACUGGGUGGACUCCAAGCUGCACCUGCUGUCCAGCAUCGACUUCAACGGGGGCAACAGGAAAGUCCUCAUUUUCUCGGUGGACUACCUGAGCCACCCGUUUGGGAUAGCGGUGUUCGAGGAUAAGGUGUUCUGGACGGACCUGGAGAACGAGGCCAUCUUCAGCGCCAACCGGCUCAACGGGCUGGGCGUCACCAUCCUGGCCGAAAACCUCAACAACCCGCACGACAUCGUCAUCUUCCAUGAGCUGAAGCAGCCAAAAGCCCCAGAUGCUUGCGAUCUGAGCUCCCAGACGAAUGGGGGCUGUGAGUACCUGUGUCUCCCGGCCCCCCAGGUCUCCAGCGGCUCCCCAAAAUACACCUGCGCGUGUCCCGACGGCCUGUGGCUGGGGCCGGACAGGAAGAGGUGCUACAGAGAUGGGAACGGAGCCGGCAAGUUGGACUCAGCCAUCACGGCCGCCGUCACUGGGGCGGUGGUCCCCGUCGUGGGGAUUGCCCUGCUGUGUCUAGGAGGAUACCUCAUCUGGAGGAACUGGAAGCGGAAGAACACCAAGAGCAUGAACUUCGACAACCCCGUGUACAGGAAGACCACAGAGGACGAGGACGAGGACGAGAUCCACAUCGGGCGAGCUGCCCAGAUUGGACACGUCUAUCCUGCACGGGUGGCAUUAAGCCUGGAAGAUGACGGGCUCCCCUGAGGUCAGACCCCACCUCCAGACCCGUGUGACAAUCGCUGGCGUCGAACGGACUUCGAGCAGCUGGACGGGCACAAGGAUUUCCUUUCAGGGUUAUUCUGGCGGGGGAACACCCUUUUUUUUUUUUAAUCAUUCAUGUCGUGGAAAGGUAACCACAGAGUCGCGAUGAACCGCCGACGCCCAAAGGAUGGGAGAGUUUUGUAGAUAUAAUAUUUUAUACGUGGUUGACCCGGCUGCCACGACGGACAACGGACGAGGCCCGGACCGGCCUUCGAAGGAGGGCCCUGGGCCGGGGGAAAGGCACGUGGAACUCUUCAGAGUCAGUCUGAGGCUUUUGUAAAUAAGGCGGGGGGGCUUUGUGACUAGCCGACCCCUUAAGUUAAAACAAAAGAGAGACAGGCCCCUCUAAUACCUCCCUCCCCACUUUUAAACUAUUUAUUAACAUGUUUCAGAUACCAAAAUGGCUUGUAAAUACAUUAGGGAGGUGAGAUUAUUUAUUUUGAGGUGUGUUGAACUCUCCGGGCUUAGGCUUUUGGGUCUGCACAGCAGAGAGGAGGACACCUUCGGAGAUCAAGAACAGUAAAUAUUCUUUUCGGCGAUGCGGCCGUGUUGGCCGGGCAGAGGCACUUUAAGCCUACGGAGGAGUUGGUGGAAAUCAGGUUCGGAAACCGGAGGCCGGUCGCUGGGGCCUUUCCUCAUUAACUCCUUCCAGGCCUCCUGAUGGUCGGCGAACCCUUCACGCGAGCGGCCUGACGCCUGUCCUCGUACGAGUGACCCGAUAGCUUUCUGAGCUUUCUCCCCCACGGGCCCGGCCCGCGAAAACCCCGGGUGCUCGACUCCCCCCUGGCAAACUGGGGCCCUUGGAGGCUCCUCUGCCUUUCAGGAAAGAGUUAACCGGGGCUUUCCAAGGGCCCAGAAUUCCCAUCAGAGAAUGGCAGGAGUCUUGGAGAAUCCAGCUCAGGAAAUGGUAUCCGGAGGGGGUGACACUGAGUCUCUAACUUGCCCUGGUCCUCUACUGGAGAAAGAAACAAUUCCAUUUAAGAGGAAUGGGUUUUCUCACCCCAGUAUGGCCCGAGCCAGGCAAAGUGAUCAAACUCAGUAUCCUAUUUGAAAGGAAAGAGCCGAGCGGAGCGGGAUUUUGCACCCUGACACGGAUAUCUGUGGGGAUGGGUUUACUGCUUUGUACAUAAGCGACGGGACUCUGAAUUUGUAUAUUUGUAAAGAUACAUUUCUCCACGGAAGCGCUCCGUGCUGCCCGCAGGCCGUGGGGUUUCUUUUCUCUU
Messenger RNA from Ornithorhynchus anatinus (platypus), 3818 nucleotides. RefSeq names its product LDL receptor related protein 8 (gene LRP8). Gene Ontology annotation, molecular function: calcium ion binding; protein binding. NCBI's taxonomy places the organism in Eukaryota, Metazoa, Chordata, Mammalia, Monotremata, Ornithorhynchidae. Bases 1 to 2538 code for a protein of 845 amino acids. The transcript has 18 exons. The record is from RefSeq and is a predicted model, not a curated record.